GUUCUCCCCCGAGCAGCAGAUUGGAGAUUUGCCUGGCUCAGAUACAAGACUAAUGGAGCUUCACUUAUGUAGGAAGAAAACACAGAAAGAUGACCCUAAUUCUUCAGAUGCCAUUAUUUGUUCUGCUGAUGAUGUUCUGUGCAAGAAUCUACGAAACAAUGACGGAAAGAUUCGAGAGCUAAACCAACAGGUUGCUUCACUUCAAAAUGUCAUCAUACAGGUCCAGGAGCUUUACCAUGGUCUGGUGGCCUUUUGUUCAGAGCUGAAAAAGAUGGAGGGAGAGGUGGAUACAGAGCAGCUAGACAGCUUGCAGCUGAAGAGAUGUCUAAGACAGGCACAGGACAGUCUGCAGAGGAAGAGACAGAGUCUUCAAAUCCUCAGGGAUAAUCUGAACAAUGCACCAGUGCAGAAGAAAAAGCAAGCAGAGGUUCGGCUGCUGGAGAAGAUGAGACUGAACUGCCAGGUGUUUAAAGAAGAGAUAACACUGGUCCACCUCAACCGGCAGGUGGCUCACCUACGUUCAGCUCUGGAGAACACCCAGGCCAAGGAGAGAGCCAAGAGGAAGAGCACCACUCUGACUCAGCUGGUCCCUUUGCAGUCUCCUGUCAUGCUGGUGGCCACCCAAGUGCAAGCAGACCCAGACGGUCAUUAUGGGUUCUCUGCAUGCUGGGUCGAGGGCCAGGGUCUGAUGGUGGUACAUACUGAGUGUACAAACCUCUGUCUGAAUGACAGGCUGGUGGAGGUAAAUGGAGUGAGUGUUUUGGGGAGCAGUGAGGAAGAGCUGGAGUUGCUGCUCAAGACGCCCACUACACACAUCAUCGUUCUGCGCCAACUGCCCCAGGAGCCUCCUCAGGAAGACCCUCCUGCCUAUCAAUCAACAUAGACUUCAGCUCUGAGUGAUCACCAGGACAUACAAGUGCUGCAAAAACACCAUGCAAUGUUAUCCAAUCAAACUGUCUAGACACUGACUUAAAAUGAUAGUUCACCCAAACAUAAAAUAUGUCUCAUCAUUUAACCUCAUGACAAAAUGUAGAUUAUCUCAAGCGUAGAUUACUUUUUUGUUUUGAUGAACACAAACAAAGGUUUUUAGAAGUACAUUUCUGCUCUUUAGACAAUGCAAGUGAAUUGUGACCAGACCUUUAUUAUAUAUAUAUAUAUAUAUAUAUAUCUGUUUCUCACCCAAAGUUAUUACAUCACUUCAGAAGACAUGAUAAACCACUGGAGUUAUUUGGAUUACUUUUAUGCUGCCUUUAUGUGAUUUUUGGAGUUUGAAAGGUCUAUUCUUGUUAAAAUCUUAAUUUGUGUUCAGCAGAAGAAAAAGAGUCAUACACAACUGGGGUGGCAUGAGGGGGUAGUAAAUGAUGAGAGAAUUUUCAUUUUUGGGUUAACUAUCCCUUAAAGUAUAUUCAAUUAAAUCUUAUGUUCUGUCUUUUUGCUGAAACAUGUUUUUUGUGCAUAAAAAAGCUAGAUGCUGCACAACAAAUAAAAUAGAAUAUAGGAAAUAGAAAGCAUAUAUGUAGAAAUAGAAAGCAGAUCUCAAGACCUCUCAAGAUUUAACAGUUUAAGUUAUUUUUAACUUAGCGAGAAGCAGCACAACGUCAAAGACAUCCAUCUACAUUGAUAAACAUCUGAAAAGCAGCGCAGGCAGACGCAAAAAUAUGUUUGGUGUGAAUGGCACCUGAUAUGAAAAUACUGUGCAUGUAUGAUAUGACAGUCUGUUUGUUAAUAUGACAUAUGUCUUGUUUUGGUACAGUUUGAGUAAGCAGGAAUUGCUUUUUGAAAGUAAUUUAUCCCAGUUAUAUGAACAUAUUGACAGUUUUUAUAUUCAGGGUAUACUGCAUUACAAUCUGGAUUUCAACGCAAUUUUAUUUUCAGGUGGGUAUGACUUUAUGUUUUUGGUUGACACUAAUGUAAUAUCCAUACAUUUAAAAAGUGGGUGGGUUAGUCAUACACUGCUAAAAAAUUAUAAUAAUAAUAAUAAUAAAAAAAAAUUAUAUCCAUGGGAAAAUAUAUAUUUUGAAAUGCACUCAACCAUGAAGGUCAAGCUAACUAAAUAAAUCAA
Molecule: messenger RNA, 2062 nt
Organism: Xyrauchen texanus (razorback sucker)
Lineage: Eukaryota; Metazoa; Chordata; Actinopteri; Cypriniformes; Catostomidae
Exons: 6
Coding region: 53-883 (276 amino acids)
Molecular function (GO): protein binding
Source: RefSeq, a predicted model, not a curated record